Molecule: messenger RNA, 3438 nt
Organism: Peromyscus eremicus (cactus mouse)
Lineage: Eukaryota; Metazoa; Chordata; Mammalia; Rodentia; Cricetidae
Gene: Ap2b1
Product: adaptor related protein complex 2 subunit beta 1
Exons: 22
Coding region: 193-3048 (951 amino acids)
Biological process (GO): intracellular protein transport; vesicle-mediated transport
Cellular component (GO): membrane coat; clathrin adaptor complex
Molecular function (GO): clathrin binding
Source: RefSeq, a predicted model, not a curated record
CGAGAUUCUCUUACGCAAAAGCUUCCGGCCCACCAUCUUUGUCCCUGGCAAACUGGGUUUUGCGCAGUGGCUUAGAUCUAGAAAGAAUCGUGACGACGGGGAGGAAACCAUUACACCACCACCCGGGCUGUGCUCUCCGGCUGCCGACGCCACCCCGCCCUUGCCUCCGGUACACUCUAAAGAUCCAGAAUCAUGACUGACUCCAAGUACUUCACAACCAAUAAGAAGGGAGAAAUCUUCGAGUUAAAAGCUGAACUCAACAAUGAAAAGAAAGAAAAGAGGAAGGAGGCUGUGAAGAAGGUGAUUGCUGCUAUGACCGUGGGGAAGGAUGUCAGCUCUCUCUUCCCGGAUGUGGUGAACUGCAUGCAGACUGACAACCUGGAACUGAAGAAGCUGGUGUACCUCUAUCUCAUGAACUAUGCCAAGAGUCAGCCAGACAUGGCCAUCAUGGCUGUCAACAGCUUUGUGAAGGAUUGUGAAGAUCCUAAUCCUUUGAUUCGAGCUUUGGCAGUUAGAACCAUGGGGUGCAUCCGGGUGGACAAGAUUACAGAAUAUCUCUGUGAACCUCUCCGCAAGUGCUUGAAGGAUGAAGACCCCUAUGUUCGGAAAACAGCAGCAGUGUGUGUGGCAAAACUCCAUGAUAUCAAUGCCCAGAUGGUGGAAGAUCAGGGAUUUCUGGAUUCUCUACGGGAUCUCAUAGCAGAUUCAAAUCCAAUGGUGGUGGCUAAUGCUGUAGCAGCAUUGUCUGAGAUCAGUGAAUCUCACCCAAACAGCAAUUUACUUGAUCUGAACCCUCAGAAUAUCAAUAAGCUGCUCACAGCCCUGAAUGAGUGCACAGAAUGGGGCCAGAUUUUCAUCCUGGACUGCCUGUCUAAUUACAACCCUAAAGAUGACCGAGAAGCUCAGAGCAUCUGUGAGCGAGUAACUCCUCGGCUAUCCCAUGCCAACUCUGCAGUGGUGCUUUCAGCAGUGAAAGUUCUAAUGAAGUUCCUGGAACUGUUACCCAAGGACUCGGACUACUACAAUAUGCUGCUGAAGAAGUUAGCGCCUCCACUGGUCACUCUGCUAUCUGGGGAGCCAGAAGUGCAGUAUGUCGCCCUGAGGAACAUCAAUCUAAUUGUCCAGAAAAGGCCUGAAAUCUUGAAGCAGGAAAUCAAAGUCUUCUUUGUGAAGUACAAUGAUCCUAUCUAUGUUAAACUAGAGAAAUUGGACAUCAUGAUUCGUCUUGCAUCCCAAGCCAACAUUGCUCAGGUCCUGGCAGAGCUAAAGGAAUAUGCCACUGAGGUCGACGUGGACUUUGUUCGCAAAGCCGUGAGGGCCAUUGGCCGGUGUGCCAUCAAAGUGGAGCAAUCAGCAGAACGCUGUGUAAGCACAUUGCUUGAUCUAAUCCAGACCAAAGUAAAUUAUGUGGUCCAAGAGGCAAUUGUUGUCAUCAGGGACAUCUUCCGCAAAUACCCCAACAAGUAUGAAAGUAUCAUUGCCACUCUCUGUGAGAACUUGGACUCCCUGGAUGAGCCCGAUGCUCGAGCAGCUAUGAUUUGGAUUGUAGGAGAAUACGCCGAAAGAAUCGAUAAUGCGGAUGAAUUACUAGAGAGCUUCCUGGAGGGCUUUCAUGAUGAAAGUACCCAGGUGCAGCUCACGCUGCUUACCGCCAUAGUGAAGCUGUUUCUCAAGAAGCCAUCAGAAACACAGGAGCUGGUCCAACAGGUCUUGAGCUUGGCCACACAGGAUUCUGAUAACCCUGACCUUCGAGAUCGGGGUUAUAUUUAUUGGCGCCUUCUUUCAACUGACCCUGUCACAGCCAAAGAAGUAGUGUUGUCUGAGAAGCCGUUGAUCUCUGAAGAGACAGACCUAAUUGAGCCUACCCUCCUGGAUGAGCUCAUCUGCCACAUUGGUUCUUUGGCCUCCGUGUACCAUAAACCUCCAAAUGCUUUUGUGGAAGGGAGUCAUGGGAUUCAUCGCAAACACCUGCCAAUUCAUCAUGGGAGCACUGAUGCAGGUGAUAGUCCUGUGGGCACCACCACUGCAACCAACCUGGAGCAGCCUCAGGUUAUCCCCUCUCAAGGGGACCUUCUGGGGGAUCUCUUAAAUCUUGACCUGGGUCCCCCAGUGAAUGUGCCGCAAGUGUCCUCCAUGCAGAUGGGAGCUGUGGAUCUUUUGGGAGGAGGACUGGAUAGCCUGCUUGGCAGUGACCUUGGCGGGGGCAUUGGAGGAAGUCCGGCAGUAGGACAAUCCUUCAUCCCAUCAUCGGUGCCUGCAACCUUCGCCCCUUCACCUACUCCUGCUGUGGUCAGCAGCGGUUUGAACGACCUGUUUGAGCUUUCCACGGGGAUAGGCAUGGCGCCUGGCGGAUAUGUUGCUCCUAAGGCGGUCUGGCUACCUGCAGUAAAGGCUAAAGGCUUGGAGAUCUCAGGCACGUUCACUCACCGCCAAGGGCACAUCUAUAUGGAAAUGAACUUCACCAACAAAGCUCUGCAGCACAUGACGGACUUUGCCAUCCAGUUCAACAAGAAUAGUUUUGGUGUCAUCCCAAGCACUCCCUUGGCCAUCCAUACUCCACUGAUGCCAAACCAGAGCAUUGACGUCUCUCUGCCUCUCAACACCUUGGGCCCAGUCAUGAAGAUGGAACCUCUGAACAACUUGCAGGUGGCUGUUAAAAACAAUAUUGAUGUCUUCUACUUCAGUUGCCUCAUCCCACUCAAUGUGCUUUUUGUAGAAGAUGGCAAAAUGGAGCGUCAGGUCUUCCUUGCAACUUGGAAGGAUAUUCCCAAUGAAAAUGAGCUUCAGUUUCAGAUUAAGGAAUGCCAUUUAAAUGCUGACACAGUUUCCAGCAAGCUGCAAAACAACAAUGUUUACACGAUUGCCAAGAGGAAUGUGGAAGGGCAAGACAUGCUGUACCAGUCCCUGAAGCUUACUAAUGGCAUUUGGAUUUUGGCCGAGCUACGGAUCCAGCCAGGAAACCCCAAUUAUACGCUGUCGCUGAAGUGUAGAGCCCCUGAAGUCUCUCAGUACAUCUAUCAGGUCUACGACAGCAUUUUGAAAAACUAAUAAAUGGGUCCUGUACCCUCCAGCCACCCUGUAAUCGGUGCAAGCCAAGAACUCUUAACUGAAGGAAGUCGUACUGCUGUGUAGAGCCUGAACACUGCGCCACCCACCCCGGUAGUGACCAGUCACCCUGUGCUGACAUUAGCAUUCACCCCGUUGGAUAGGUUAGCUUCCUGUGACACGUGUGACCACUGCUUCCAUCAUUCCCCACCUCUGCCACCUGCCGCUGCCCUCAGGCCUUCCUCGUGAGCUUCUCCAUGCUGUGCCAAUGGCUAGCUUUUUCUACACCCUCUUUUGAGUGUAGUUUGAUAUUUUGUAAUCAGAAGCUCAUUUCACAAGCAGAAAAAGGCAACAAGUUAAUUAAAGCAAGGAAAAGUGUCACUGAAACAUAAA